AGAUUAUAGCAGACAUUUAUGAACCUCAGGGAAUUGCAUUUGUGGACGCCCUAUGGUACAUUCAUCACCAAUGAACUGCUCCCCCUAGUGGAGAAAACUGUCACUGACAAGAAGGCCCAUGUGUCCUUCUCUCCAACGUUGGAUCAACAGAGGAAAUGCACUGAGUGUGACGGGACACUCAUCGAUGGAGAUUUCUUCAUUAAGUAUGAUGUCAACCGUGCUCAUGACAUCGGCGAUAUCCAGGUCAAAUGUCAAUAGGAUGAUAAAGACAUGCC
Molecule: messenger RNA, 275 nt
Organism: Cyprinus carpio (common carp)
Lineage: Eukaryota; Metazoa; Chordata; Actinopteri; Cypriniformes; Cyprinidae
Product: inter-alpha-trypsin inhibitor heavy chain H3-like
Exons: 2
Coding region: 19-258 (79 amino acids)
Source: RefSeq, a predicted model, not a curated record